This is a messenger RNA of Dipodomys ordii (Ord's kangaroo rat), 1793 nucleotides long. It is a transcript of the gene Sec61a1, whose product is annotated as Sec61 alpha 1 subunit (S. cerevisiae). Lineage: Eukaryota; Metazoa; Chordata; Mammalia; Rodentia; Heteromyidae. Gene Ontology annotation, biological process: post-translational protein targeting to membrane, translocation; SRP-dependent cotranslational protein targeting to membrane, translocation. Gene Ontology annotation, molecular function: transmembrane protein transporter activity; ribosome binding; signal sequence receptor activity. The coding region runs from base 150 to 1421 and encodes 423 amino acids. The record is from RefSeq and is a predicted model, not a curated record. Gene Ontology annotation, cellular component: Sec61 translocon complex; membrane. The transcript has 11 exons.
AAUUUCUGGAAGUCAUCAAGCCCUUCUGUGUCAUCCUGCCGGAGAUACAGAAACCCGAGAGGAAGAUUCAGUUCAAGGAGAAAGUGCUAUGGACAGCCAUCACCCUCUUUAUCUUCCUAGUGUGCUGUCAGAUUCCCCUGUUCGGUAUCAUGUCUUCAGACUCCGCCGACCCUUUCUAUUGGAUGAGAGUGAUUCUGGCCUCUAACCGAGGCACGCUGAUGGAGCUGGGCAUCUCUCCCAUUGUCACCUCUGGCCUCAUUAUGCAGCUCCUGGCUGGCGCCAAGAUAAUCGAAGUUGGCGACACCCCAAAAGACAGAGCCCUCUUCAAUGGAGCCCAAAAGUUAUUUGGCAUGAUCAUUACCAUCGGCCAGUCCAUUGUGUAUGUGAUGACGGGGAUGUAUGGAGACCCUUCUGAGAUGGGCGCCGGGAUCUGCCUGCUGAUCACCAUCCAGCUCUUCGUGGCUGGCUUAAUCGUCCUGCUUUUGGAUGAGCUCCUGCAGAAGGGGUACGGGCUGGGCUCUGGCAUUUCCCUCUUCAUCGCCACUAACAUCUGUGAGACCAUCGUCUGGAAGGCCUUCAGCCCCACCACCGUCAACACUGGCCGAGGAAUGGAGUUCGAAGGCGCUAUCAUAGCACUCUUCCACCUGCUGGCCACGCGCACCGACAAAGUCCGCGCACUGCGAGAGGCCUUCUACCGCCAGAACCUCCCCAACCUCAUGAAUCUGAUCGCCACCAUCUUUGUCUUUGCCGUGGUCAUCUACUUCCAGGGCUUCCGUGUAGACCUGCCAAUCAAGUCGGCGCGCUACCGUGGCCAGUACAACACCUACCCCAUCAAGCUCUUCUACACCUCCAACAUCCCCAUCAUCCUGCAGUCCGCGCUGGUGUCCAACCUCUACGUCAUCUCCCAGAUGCUGUCCGCUCGCUUCAGCGGGAACUUGCUGGUCAGCCUGCUGGGCACGUGGUCGGACACGUCUUCCGGGGGCCCGGCGCGUGCCUACCCUGUCGGCGGCCUGUGCUAUUACCUGUCCCCUCCAGAGUCGUUCAGCUCCGUGCUGGAGGACCCUGUCCACGCAGCUGUGUACAUCGUGUUCAUGCUGGGCUCCUGCGCCUUCUUCUCCAAAACAUGGAUCGAGGUCUCGGGCUCCUCUGCCAAGGAUGUUGCCAAGCAGCUCAAAGAGCAGCAGAUGGUGAUGAGGGGCCACCGGGAGACCUCCAUGGUCCACGAGCUCAACCGGUACAUCCCCACAGCCGCGGCCUUUGGCGGGCUGUGCAUCGGGGCCCUCUCGGUCCUGGCGGACUUCCUAGGUGCCAUCGGUUCUGGAACUGGGAUCCUGCUUGCCGUGACCAUCAUCUAUCAGUACUUCGAGAUCUUCGUGAAGGAGCAGAGCGAGGUGGGCAGCAUGGGAGCCCUUCUGUUCUGAGCCUCAGCUUCCGUGGACCGGGGGGGUAGCGUGCCCCGUGGAGCGCGCAGCUGUGGCACAUGGACUUGAUUUAAUGAUGCUUUUUAAAUUUCUUAUCCUUUCAUUCCACUGUGUAAAGUGCUAGAUUUUCCAGUUUGAAAUUAUUCUUUUUCUUGUGGCAUUGGCAGAAGCCUGUAGAAAUGAGGUGACUGCCAGAGGGUCAUGGUGGCCAGUUGACCAUUAGUUCCCUGUAAACCUUUGAUCCUGGCCCCUGCAGCAUGCAGCUGCAGUAUGCCUGGCUCCCUGCUCCCAGCUCCCUGCCAACCAGAAGGAAGCACAAGCAGAGGUCCGCACCUCCUCCUGGCCACAUGGCGAGGCUGGAGGCUUGGAAGC